Schistosoma spindalis is the source of this 1570-nucleotide messenger RNA. The record is from the annotation of a GenBank genome assembly. Lineage: Eukaryota; Metazoa; Platyhelminthes; Trematoda; Strigeidida; Schistosomatidae.
UUGAAAAUUCUGACCUUAGUGUUGGUUGCCAAUUGUUUUGAGUUCCAGAUGUUCUUCAGUUGUAAAUAUGCUGCUCUUGCUUUGCCGAUCUGUGCUUUCAAAAAAUGCUAACCAGAAAAAUUAUUCUUAUUUAUAUAAUAUCUUUAAAUUAAUCAAUCGUAUUUUCUUAUCCGAAUCUGUUAUUCAUUUUGUCAUCAAAUAGAGUAUCAAUUGUUUAUUAGGGAAGAAAAAUUAAUUUGUAUUAAAUGGUCACAUAUUAACCAAUAGGAAAAGAAAAAAAUUUUUUCUUUAACAAAUUAAUCCGUAUACCAUUAAUUUUACGGAAAAAUUAACCAAUUAAAUUUCUCCGGUAUAUAUAAAUAUAUUUCAUUAAAAACAAAAAAAAAUUUAUCAUUGGCAUCAAAUGUAACAAUGAAUGAAAGCUUUUAGUUAAUACCAAAAAAAAAAAAAAAAAAAUUAAAAAAAUAAAAGCAGUCUGCACACUUGAUAAAUGCAAAUCAUUGACUAUAUAGUUCAUCAUUGUUAACGGAUAUAAAAACAAAUGAACGGAUUUACUAUUGAUGCUAUUUUAGGCAAUCAGAUUGUACAACAGAAUAAUCGAACAUUCAAUAAUAUACAAAUGAUUGAUGAUAAUCACACUGAACAAAUUAAUACUUUGUAUAAAAAUUCAACAAUCAAUACUAAUAUCAAAGUUAAUAGUAUAUCAAGUGACAGGAAAACAUUUGAAUCAAUUCAAACAAUUUUACCUGAAUAUACAUUCAAUGGACGUUUAAAUUAUAGUGAACUAUCAGAACAGGAUAAAAAUAACAAUACUGAUCUUUUUGUAAACUCUAAUAAUUCUAUUAUACAAGAUGAUGAUGAUAAUAUUGCAUACAGUUCAAAAAUUUAUAAAAACCGUAGUCCACGUAUACCAUUUUCACGUGAUCAAAUAUUUGGAUUAGAACGGAAGUUCCAGAAUUCAAAAUAUUUAAGUGGAUGGGAAGUGAAACAAUUGGCAAAAAAUUUAAAUCUUACAGAAACACGCGUUAAAAUAUGGUUUCAAAAUCGUCGAGCUAGAGAACGUCGCGAUUCUAUUGAAUUUAAUUCACACAAUGCUAUGAAAUCUUUAAAAACAGAUAGUGAUUAUUUUACACAAUCUUAUCAUGAACAUGAUGAUUAUAUAAUACAAAACAGUUAUAAUUUAGGUUCGAUAGAAAUCGAUAAUCAAACUGAUCAUCAAUAUAAACACAAUAAUUCAUUUUCAGAUUCCUCUAUAUCAUCUUUACCAUUUAAUGCAUUCCGUUCAAACUUACAAAAAUCAGACUUUAUUUUCAAUUUCAUUCCGGAUGUUAAACAGCCAUUAAAUCAGACCAAUAACGAGUUAUUAAUCCCAGUAUCGAUCAAGAAUAAUUUCGUGAAUAGGGAUAAACAAAGUGAACUAUUAACUGACAUACCUAACAUAACUGCUAAUAAAGCUAUGCAACAUAACAAUAAUAGUAACGAUAAUAAUAAUAAUAAUAAUAAUAAUAAUAAUAAUAAUAAUUUCAUCAUACCUGUAACUCAUAAUUCAGAUGCAUAUUCAACUAUGUAA